GCGCAAUCACUGACUGACAGUAACAGCAAAGAUGGCGUCAGCAGCUGAUAUCGAGCAGAUGAACAAGGUCCGUAUCUCGCUGGGCAUAGCGCCGUUGCCAGUGCCUGGCGGCGACGGACCACAGUUCAAGAGCGGUGAGGACAGUGGCAGCGAUGCUGAAGACAGCGAUGACUUGAGCACCCUCGAGAAGCGCGCUGCAGCAGCAGGUAAGAACUGGGAGAAGCAUGAGGCAGAGCAGAGGGAGAAACAAGAGCGGCAGAAGCGGAAGGAUGCCAUGAAGAAGGCUCGUGAUCAGGCUGCUCGAUUUGCCAAAUUGGAGGGCAAAGGGUUGGGAGAGGACGAUGGCGAAGAAGUGGAUACGAGAACCUGGUUGCUGCAACAGAAAAAGCGACAGAAGAAGAUCGAGAAAGCACGGAAACUGGAAGAGGAGCUGGCGGCGCGGGAACAGCAGGCCGAGUACACUGCGCGUGAUCUUGCUGGUGUAAAGGUCGGCCACGAGGCUACUGAGUUUGACGAACUCACCGGCGAGCAAGUGCUCACUCUCAAGGAUCAAGAAAUUGGCGAUGACAGCGAGGACGACGAACUAGAGAAUGCGGAUCUGAAGGCGAAGGAGAAGCUGGAAGAAAAGCUACGACUGUUGAAGAAGCGUCCCGAUUACGAUCCAACUGAGCAAGAUGGCACACAAAACUUGUUGUCCAAGUACGACGAAACCAUCGACGGGAGGCAACAAAAGCGUUUCACGCUUGAUGGAAGCGGCGUCAGCAUCGAGGCUCGACGUAAAGUUGCAGCGGAGGAAUCUGGCGGUACAAGCAAGGGAGUGAAAAUCAGCCUUGACAUUCUCAAGGACGACGCCCCGACCUCCGAUUACGUUGACCCAUCCACAAUUAAAGUCAAGAAGCCCAAGAAGAGCAAGAGGGAGAAAAAGACACGACAGAAAGCCGUUGAUGAGGAUGACGUCGUGCCUCCCACAUCAACAGAGCAGCCGGAAGACUCAAUGGAUGUCGAUGGUGAUCAACCACAGGGCGCGUCUUCCAGCGCAAAGAAGCGAGCAUUCGAUUUCGACGAUGACGACGAUCUUCAGGCAAGGCUUGCUGCUACCCGUAGAGAAGCUCUGAAGAAGAGAAAGAAGACCGAUGCCACAGAGAUCGCCCGACGAAUGCGAGAGGAGAUGCCUAUCGAUGAGCCUGAUCAGGAGGAAGGCGGUCUCGUCAUUGACGAGACAUCUGAAUUCGUGGCCAACCUGAAGAGGCCGGAGGAGCUGCAGGAGGAACGUUCACGCAAAGCCCGAACGCCGGACGAGGUCACUCAUGACCAAGAAGCUGACGAUGAUGGCGACGUUAAGAUGGAGUCUUAUGCCGACGCCGAAGAGGCUCAAGAACGCGCGCAACGAGAGAAUUCCGAGGCUUCCAGACCUGUUGACCUCACGACGACUGGUCUCGAAGAAGAGGAGAACAUGAUCGGACAAGGUAUUGGCGCCUCACUGGCCAUGCUGCGCAAGCGCGGAUUGAUCGACAAUGCCGAUGCGGACCAGAAGGCCGAGAGGGAGCGACGGCGGGCCCAAUUCCUAGCAGACAAGCAGCACCUGAUCGAUGAAUAUGAUCGCAAAGCCAAGGAACAGCGUGAAGCUGAUCGUCGCAGUGGUCGCUUCGAUAAAAUGAGCAACCGAGAGCGCGAUGCGCUUGCUCGCCAACAGAACGAGCAAAGGGAGCAAUUUAUCGCGCGUCUGUUGGCUGACAAGUUCAACAAGGAAUACAGGCCAGACGUCAAGUUGCAGUACCACGAUGAAUUUGGACGCGAGAUGAAUCAAAAGGAGGCCUUCAAACACCUGAGCCACGCAUUCCAUGGCAAGGGCUCAGGCAAGCAAAAGACCGAGAAGAAGCUCAAGAAAAUUGAAGACGAGAAGAAAAAUGCAUCAAAGGGCAUUCUCAACAUCUCCGACGAGGCCGGCUUCUCGAACGUGGGACAAGCGCAAGGGAAGAGGCAGAAGACGGCUGGUGUGCGCUUACAAUGAUUGCCUUUGCUGGGAGAAUGGAAGGUUUCUAUUGGACAGGUUAGUAAGCACCAACCAUGCACAUUCUGCGUCGCAGAUAUUCAUCACGAAUUGUUACAGUAUCACGAACCAUCACGAGCCCAAGUCGUAAGGUGAGUUUUCUUCUCUUUACCUGUCGGUUCUGCACGAAACGUGACACAAGUGAUGCUCUGAGUAAUCCAGCCAGCGCGAAUUUCGGCCCUGGCAAACGACGUCUUGAGCGUUUCCCCGACGCGCACUCUUGUCCAUACCCCGUAGCAAUACUGUUGGCCACAGAGUGAUCCAGCAGCUCACCGUAGUCUGUGUUGGGUAGAGUGAAGUAGAGGUAAGCAACGAGGCAUAGCAUGAAUAGCCACAAAUGCGGCCGAAGUAUGACCUGGGCGGAGGUCAGGAGUAGGAC
Molecule: messenger RNA, 2429 nt
Organism: Cercospora beticola
Lineage: Eukaryota; Fungi; Ascomycota; Dothideomycetes; Mycosphaerellales; Mycosphaerellaceae
Gene: SNU66
Product: U4/U6-U5 snRNP complex subunit SNU66
Biological process (GO): mRNA cis splicing, via spliceosome; maturation of 5S rRNA
Cellular component (GO): U4/U6 x U5 tri-snRNP complex
Source: RefSeq, a predicted model, not a curated record